Messenger RNA from Olea europaea var. sylvestris, 2029 nucleotides. RefSeq lists its product as uncharacterized. Gene Ontology annotation, molecular function: glycosyltransferase activity. The record is from RefSeq and is a predicted model, not a curated record. Bases 214 to 1800 code for a protein of 528 amino acids. NCBI's taxonomy places the organism in Eukaryota, Viridiplantae, Streptophyta, Magnoliopsida, Lamiales, Oleaceae. The transcript is spliced from 3 exons.
ACUUCAUGUAGAUAUUCCCCCCACUCCUCUCUCAUUUAACCAAUAAACAGAGGCAGAGCAAUGGCAAAUCAGGCAAAAAUACCAAACCGCAAGCAAACCAGCCAUACCCUUUAUUCCUCUCUUUAUCUAACCCAAAGUUCUCUCUUUUACGCCAUAAUCUCUCUCUCUCUCUGGAGUUCUUUCUCUCUAAAGCUUGUUAAGGUUGCGUGAAGAAUGGUGAAAUACCAGAGAUACAAUCUGUAUAAUCACUGGAAGAAAAACAAAGAACACGUGGUUCAUGAUGACGAAGAGUCCUACCUCCGUUCGAUAUGUGGAAACUCUGGUUACUGCAAUAAGAAGCCAAGUCCCAAGCUUUUAUAUUUCGCUGUUCUAUCUCUCUUAUCUUGCAGCUUGAUUUUGGCACCUCAGAUCCUGUCCUCAAACUCCAACUUCUCAGUAUUUUGGCUUGGUUCUGAACCAGAUGGAAAUGGUUUAUGUUCCUCUGUUCCUAAUGGAACUAUUUGUUGUGAUAGAAGCAGCAUGAGGUCAGAUAUAUGCAUAAUGAAAGGGGAUGUGAGAACUCACUCUGCCUCCUCUUCUAUCUUCCUCUAUAGAAACAAUGGAGUGAAUGAUUUUGUUUCGGCCCCAUCUGAUGGUGAAAAUGACGAGCUAGAAGUUAUUCAGCAGGAAAAGAUCAAGCCCUAUUCUAGGAAAUGGGAAACCAGUGUAAUGGCCACUAUUGAUGAGUUAAACCUCAAAGUAAAAGGAAAAGAAUCCAGCAUCCAUCACCGGUGCGAUGUCCAGCACAAUGUCACAGCUGUGUUCUUUUCUACGGGAGGCUUUACGGGUAAUCUUUACCACGAAUUUAAUGAUGGGAUUUUGCCUCUGUACAUUACUUCUCAGCAUCUGAACAAGAAGGUUGUUUUUGUCAUUCUUGAAUAUCAUAACUGGUGGAUCAUGAAGUAUGGUGACAUACUGUCUCAGCUCUCUGAUUUUCCGGCCAUAGAUUUUAGUGGAGAUAAACGAAUUCAUUGCUUCCCGGAAGCUAUUGUUGGCUUAAGAAUCCACGAUGAGCUCACUGUUAAUUCUUCAUCGAUGGAAGGGAAUAAGACUAUAAGAGACUUCCGAGAACUACUAAACCAGGCAUACUGGCCUCGAAUUAGAGGUCUCAUUCAAGAGGAGGAGGGUGAAGCUCAGUUGAAAACAGAGAAAUCUGCUCUAUCCCCAUCAUCAGAUAAUCUGAUAGAUACAAUAAAAGAGAAACAAGAAUCAAAGAGGCCUAAACUGGUUAUAGUUUCUCGGAAUGGUUCAAGAGCGAUUAACAACGAAGAUUUGCUGGUCAAAAUGGCAGAGGAUAUCGGGUUUGUGGUUGAAGUAUUAAGGCCUCAAAGGACAUCAGAACUUGCAAAAACUUACCGAGUUCUUAAUUCAAGUGAUGUUAUGAUUGGAGUCCAUGGUGCUGCCAUGACUCACUUUCUCUUUAUGAAGCCGGGUUCUGUUCUCAUUCAGGUCAUUCCUCUUGGCACAGAUUGGGCAGCAGAAACUUAUUACGGGGAACCAGCAGUGAAAUUUGGUUUGAGGUACAUUGGCUACAAAAUCCUUCCGAUGGAAAGCUCGUUGUACGAUGAUUAUGACAAAUAUGAUCCCGUUUUAAUCGAUCCACAGAGUGUGAAUGACAGGGGAUGGGAAUUCACAAAGAAGAUCUAUCUCGACCGUCAAACUGUGAGGCUGAAUCUAGGAAGGUUCCGUAAGCGCUUGCUGCGCGUGUACUACUACUCCAUUGCUCAAAAGAAGAAGAGUUUGCAUCGUCAAUCACAGUAACUUUAGCUCCUUUUCGAACAUUAUUUUGUGACAAAUUUCUUUUGGGUUAUCCGAUAUUUGUAUAUCAGCAAGCACAAAAGGAAAGAAUAUGAUUGUAGAGACUAGUGUAGUGAAUUGUCAUUUUGUAUAUCAAGUAGAAAAACAGUAAGCUUCUUGUGGUACAUAAAGAAGAUGUUGGGAAAAAAAGGGGAAAAAAAAAUAAAAAUUCUGUUAAUUUUCUUGUGUUUGA